UGUGUCAGAACCAGUUGACAGCACUUCGCAAAUUGAAAAAGCAAAAAAAAAACUAAGUGUGUGUAAAUAUGGCAGACAAGGCAGAGAAAAUCGCUGCUGCAAGGAAAAAGCUCAAGCAGUACCAGGCACGGCAGAAGGACCGGGAUCAUGAUCCGCACCAGCCGCAGGAAGGUUGCACCGAACCGACCCCGCCAGACAUAGGUCAACCGUACGCGACAACAACAACAACAGAUGCUGCACACCCAGACCAGCACCAGCCGUCGUCGCCUUCGCCCCAACCAUCCUUCACCUCCGUUGAGCUCACGACACCGAAACCCUCCACAACAGUCGAUGGGCCACCCGGGGGUUCCGUUUCGAUUGCGAACUAUUUCAGCAACAACAGCAGCAGCAACAGCACCAACACCUUCGCCUUCUCCCACCAGCCCGGUGCGGUGGAUUUGUUCGAGAAUGUCGAACCAAAGCUGGCGGAAACGGCACCACCGGCACCGAUUGCUGAAGUCCGCCAGUCCGAACCACCACAGCCAGCGCCGGCGCUACCGGUCGAUGCCAGCCUGUACAACAUUAACCGGCUCUCAGACGAAAUCGGCAAUCUGAUCGCGAACGCAAACGCCGACCUCGGACCACAAAACACAAUACUCGAGCUGGAGUCGGAAAAGGCCGACCUGGGCCGCCAGCUCAACGCGGAACGGUUGGAAAACGACGAGCUGCGGCUCCGGCUACGCAACAACCAGUCGCUGGUGGACGAGCUGAAGCUCGAGAUUGACCGGUUGCGGCUGGAGAACAGCACGCGGCUCACCGUCGAGAUGGGACCGCUGCAGGAGCAGCUGCAGAUGCAGAUCCAGGCGGUCGGGGUGCUGGUGGGCGAGAAGGCCGAACUUACCGCCUCGCUGGGCCGAUGUAAAUCGCUGCUCCAGGAACGGUCGGCCGAAACGGACGAGCUGCAGCGUCGGCUGCAGGAUUCGGCCAGCGCGGUUCAGCGGCUCGAGCGCGAGCUGACCGAAGCGAAGAGUCAGGGCCAGCGGUACGAGCGGCUGGAAGAGACGAUAGCCUCCCAGGUCGGCGAGUACCAGCGGGAGGCGGAACGGUUCCGCAAGCUGCACGACGAGCUGCAGGAAGAUUUGGCCGAGCUGCGCCAAAAGCUGACCGUGCGGAACGAGGAAUAUCAAGCCGCCCAGCAGUCGCUCGAGCAGGUACGGUCCGAGCUGGGGCUGGCGAAGGUGCGCAUCGAUCAGCUCACCACGGACGAUGGGCAGGAUUACAAUGCAAAGAUUGAGUCGCUAACGCAGCAAAAUCUGAUCAAGGCGCAGCAGAUCAAGGAUCUGCAGGACGUGAUCAAGCAGAUCGGCACGGAGCGGGACCAGAGCAGCCAGCAGUACCAGAACUACGUGCUGCACCUGAACAAGGAGAUCAGCAACCUGGCGGAAAAGAUCCAGGAGCUGACGGACGAGAACAACCGGCUGGCGAAGAGCGAGGAGGCGGCCGUACGCUUUGCCAACGAGCUCGAGCGGCAGAUACAGCAGCAGAUGCAGCGGCAGCAGUCGGUGUACGUGGCGGGUCAGGAGGGGCCGGCCGGCGAGGGCGAUGGGAAGUGGCGCGAGCAGGCGGAACAGCUAACAGCGGAGCUGGACGGUUUGCGGCAAAGUUACGACAAAUUGGCACGUGAAAAGGAGGAGCUUAUGAAUGGAAACGUUUCAAACGAGGAAAAACAGAAAAACGAAUACGAAGCGCAGUUGAAGCAGUACGAAGAGCAGGUUGCCAAUCUGCAGCUUACGGUGGAACGCUUGCAACUGGACAAACCGGACGUGGCAAAGCUGCUGGCGGAGAUUGAGAGCGGUCGGGUCGGUGCUUCCCGUGCUGUGCAGCAGAACCAGGAGCUUAAAUCACAGCUGGAAGAGAUGCAGCGAGCGUUUGUGCAGAUUAGCAACGACAAGCUAAACCUCACGGAUAAGCUGCAGACGGAGUUGCACCUGGGGAAGGAGAUGAAAGCAAACUACGGCAAUCUCGAGACCGAGCUGGGUGCCAUACGCGAGAAGCUGCACUACAAGGACGAGGAGAUGAUCCGGCUGGCGCACGAAAACACCGAACUGAGCAAGCAAAUCUACCAGCAGAAUCAGGAGAUCGAUCGGUUGCGCUACUACGAGUCCCGCUCGAACGAUGCCGCCACGCUGCAGCGCGAGCUGGAGCUGCAGAAGCGCACUGCGGAGGAGCUGCGGCGCCAGCUGCGCGAAGGAUCGGAAACGCGCGCCGUGGUAGCGAACGGUGACAGUGAGCAAGCGAUUGCACAGUCCCACCCGGUGGACAGUGCCCAGCUGCAGCAGGAAAUUGACACGCUGCGGGAGGAAAAGGCCGAGCUGCUGAAGGCACUGAACCGCUUCCAGCAGGAUCGAUCGCAGGAACAGGCCGGUCAAAACGGUGGCACCACAGCAGCAGCGUUCGAUCACCAGUCGUCCAUUGUGAGCAGCAUCCCGACGAUCGAGGCGAUGGAGAAGCUGCAGCAGCGGUUCAAGCGCACCAUGCUGGAGGUGGCCGAGCUGACGGAGGAAAAGCAGCGGCUCGAGCAUCUGGUGCUGCAGCUGCAGGGCGAGACGGAAACGAUCGGCGAGUACAUCACGCUGUACCAGCAGCAGCGCCGGCUGCUCAAGCAGAAGGACAUGGAGCGCGAUCUGCAGCUGCAGCAGCUGGCGGACGAUCGGGAAAUGAUGAAGCUGAAGCUGAAGGAGCUCAACUAUCUCGUGCACCGGCUGGUACAGGAACAGCAGGAGAGUGGGCCGGAGCAGCACCAUGACGGGUUGCACAGCAGCAGCCUCAGUGGCCUGGAUGCGAGUUUCGCAACGAACAACACUACUAGUCCGAGUAGCGGUGCAUCGACACCGUCAUCACCGAUGGUGCGUGCGAACGGUGCUGAAGGGGAUUACCACCACGAACACCAUCAUGAUCACGAUCACGAUCACGACCACCAGCACCACUCUCCGCCAUUACCAAAGGUGCACAUCAAGCCGACGGAAACGGCCGGCCGCAUCCUGUCGCUGCUGACCGACAUCAAGGAGGCGAACAUUCCGUACGGCAGCGGGGUGCAGCACUGUUCCUGCUGCUCCGGACGGCUCGAGACGGUUUAGAGAGGCGCACGGGGCACGGGAACAGGCAGGUUCCCCAAGCCCUCCCCAUACAAAAGCUGUGGUAUAGUGUUUCUUGUUUGUUUUUUUAAUGGAUACUUUAUGGCAUAUUUUAUUGUGGUAAACGUUUCUUGGCGCGCAUAUAUACACACACACAAACAUCCAUAUAUUUAGCUGGCAUAGCGUGUAUUUGUACGAUCGAAAUAUAGACGCCUAACGCAAAGCAUAGCGCGUAAAGAGCA
Messenger RNA from Anopheles coluzzii, 3355 nucleotides. Its product is annotated as golgin subfamily A member 2-like. The transcript is spliced from 4 exons. Gene Ontology annotation, cellular component: Golgi cisterna membrane; cis-Golgi network; Golgi cis cisterna. Gene Ontology annotation, biological process: Golgi organization. NCBI's taxonomy places the organism in Eukaryota, Metazoa, Arthropoda, Insecta, Diptera, Culicidae. Bases 69 to 3116 code for a protein of 1015 amino acids. The record is from RefSeq and is a predicted model, not a curated record.